Molecule: messenger RNA, 1295 nt
Organism: Choloepus didactylus (southern two-toed sloth)
Lineage: Eukaryota; Metazoa; Chordata; Mammalia; Pilosa; Megalonychidae
Product: microtubule-associated protein RP/EB family member 1-like
Exons: 1
Coding region: 23-829 (268 amino acids)
Biological process (GO): regulation of microtubule polymerization or depolymerization; spindle assembly; protein localization to microtubule plus-end
Cellular component (GO): cytoplasmic microtubule; microtubule organizing center; spindle midzone
Molecular function (GO): microtubule plus-end binding
Source: RefSeq, a predicted model, not a curated record
GCGGUCUCGCCGAGAGCCGAAGAUGGCAGUGAAUGUAUACUCGACAUCAGUGACCAGUGAUAACUUAAGUCGACAUGACAUGCUGGCUUGGAUCAACGAGUCUCUGCAGUUGAAUUUGACAAAAAUCGAACAGUUGUGCUCAGGAGCUGCCUAUUGUCAGUUUAUGGACAUGCUGUUCCCUGGCUCCAUUGCUUUGAAGAAAGUGAAAUUCCAAGCUAAGUUAGAACAUGAAUACAUCCAGAACUUCAAAAUACUGCAAGCAGGUUUUAAGAGAAUGGGUGUUGACAAAAUAAUUCCUGUGGACAAAUUAGUGAAAGGAAAGUUUCAGGACAAUUUUGAAUUUGUUCAGUGGUUCAAGAAGUUUUUUGAUGCAAACUAUGAUGGAAAAGACUAUGAUCCUGUAGCUGCUAGACAAGGUCAAGAAACGGCAGUGGCUCCCUCCCUUGUUGCUCCAGCUCUCAAUAAACCAAAGAAACCUCUCAGCUCCAGCAGUGCAGCUCCACAGAGGCCCAUUUCAACACAGAGAACUACUGUAAUGCCUAAGGCUGGCCCAGGUGUGGUGAGAAAGAAUCCUGGUGUGGGCAAUGGGGAAGAUGAAGCAGCUGAAUUGAUGCAGCAGGUCAACGUAUUGAAACUUACCGUCGAAGACUUGGAGAAGGAGAGAGAUUUCUAUUUUGGAAAACUAAGGAACAUUGAAUUGAUUUGUCAGGAGAAUGAGGGGAAAAACGAUCCUGUAUUGCAGAGGAUUGUGGACAUUCUCUAUGCCACAGACGAAGGCUUUGUGAUACCUGAUGAAGGGGGCCCCCAGGAGGAACAAGAAGAGUAUUAACAGCCUGGACCAGCAGAACAACAUCCGAAUUCUUCACUCCAAAUCAUGUACUUAACUGUAAAAUACUCCCUUUUGUUAUUCUUAGAGGACUCACUGGUUUCUUUUCAUAAGCAAAAAGUACCUCUUCUUAAAAAGUGCACUUUGCAGAAGUUUCACUCGUUUUCCAUUAAAUAUGAGUUAGGAGCUUUUAUCUUGUAGCAGAGCAGUAUUAACAUCUGGUUGGUUCACCUAGGGAACAAAGAGGCUGACCCUGGGGCUCACUGUUUGGUUGCUGGAAACGCUGAUUGCUGGAGAAGGUAUUUUUAUGUAAUUCAUUGAAGUGGAGACUUCAGUAGAGAAAUGGAAAGACUGAAUUGAAUUUUAAGCUAAUGUGAAAUCUUGGCAAAGAACGUUUUAAUAAAUAAAUGCCUUAAGAGUAUUUAAAAGAUGCUUCCAUAUUUCAAAAUAUUAAAUGUUACAUGACAGA